Messenger RNA from Candida dubliniensis CD36, 2364 nucleotides. Its product is annotated as cleavage polyadenylation factor subunit. Bases 1 to 2364 code for a protein of 787 amino acids. Gene Ontology annotation, molecular function: RNA endonuclease activity; 5'-3' exonuclease activity; RNA binding. The transcript has a single exon. The record is from RefSeq and is a predicted model, not a curated record. NCBI's taxonomy places the organism in Eukaryota, Fungi, Ascomycota, Pichiomycetes, Serinales, Debaryomycetaceae. Gene Ontology annotation, cellular component: mRNA cleavage and polyadenylation specificity factor complex. Gene Ontology annotation, biological process: mRNA 3'-end processing by stem-loop binding and cleavage.
AUGAAUGAGCAGAACGAGUUUUCGGAUGAAGAGAAUUUCAAAUUUUUUGGUCUUGGAGGUUGUAAUGAAGUUGGAAGAUCAUGUCAUAUUAUAGAAUAUAAAAACAAAGUCAUAAUGUUGGAUGCUGGGAUGCAUCCAGCUCUAAGUGGGCAUGCAUCGUUUCCUUAUUUUGAUGAGUAUGAUAUAUCCAAAGUUGAUAUCUUGUUGAUAAGCCACUUCCAUGUCGAUCACUCUGCGUCGUUACCAUAUGUUAUGCAACAAUCUAAUUUCCGAGGGAAAGUAUUUAUGACACACGCAACAAAAGCUAUCUACCGGUGGCUAAUGCAAGAUUUUGUUCGAGUUACUUCAAUAGGAAAUUCACGAUCUGGAGAUGGUAGUGGUGGUGGUGAAGGUAGCAAUUUAUAUACCGAUGAUGAUAUCAUGAAAUCAUUUGACCGAAUUGAAACCAUAGAUUAUCAUUCCACCAUGGAGAUUGACGGAAUAAGGUUUACAGCAUAUCAUGCUGGGCAUGUUUUAGGCGCAUGUAUGUAUUUUGUCGAAAUAGGAGGACUAAAAGUUUUGUUUACUGGUGAUUAUUCCAGGGAAGAGAAUCGACACUUGCAUGCAGCUGAAGUUCCACCAUUGAAGCCGGAUAUUUUAAUAUGUGAAUCAACUUUUGGUACAGGGACUCUUGAACCCAGACUAGAGCUAGAGAGAAAAUUGACUACCCAUAUACAUGCAACAAUCGCAAAAGGUGGGAGAGUGCUAUUACCUGUGUUUGCACUUGGUAAUGCUCAAGAAUUAUUAUUGAUUCUAGAUGAGUAUUGGAGUCAGAAUGAAGAUUUGCAAAAUGUGAAUGUCUUUUAUGCCUCCAAUUUGGCAAAAAAAUGUAUGGCUGUGUAUGAAACUUAUACGGGGAUCAUGAAUGAUAAAAUCCGUCUUUCAUCAGCAUCAAGUAAAAAGUCAAAUCCUUUUGAUUUCAAGUUUAUCAAGUCCAUUAAGGAUUUAUCGAAAUUCCAGGAUAUGGGACCUUCUGUGGUGGUUGCCACGCCAGGUAUGUUGCAAGCAGGGGUCUCGAGACAAUUGUUAGAGAAAUGGGCUCCAGAUGGUAAGAACUUGGUGAUAUUGACCGGUUAUUCAGUAGAAGGUACAAUGGCAAAAGAACUUCUAAAGGAACCAACUAUGAUACAAUCGGCCACGAACCCAGAUUUGACGAUCCCCAGACGUAUAGGCAUCGAAGAGAUUUCGUUUGCUGCCCAUGUGGAUUUCCAGCAAAAUUCUGAGUUUAUCGAAAAGGUUUCUCCUUCGAAGGUUAUUUUAGUUCAUGGUGAUUCAGUUCCAAUGGGUAGAUUAAAAUCCGCUUUAUUAAGUAAAUACGCUUCUCGUAAGGGAACAGAUCAAGAAGUGAAGGUAUAUAAUCCAAAAAAUUGUGAGGAAUUGAAAAUUGGGUUUAAGGGAUUAAAGAUUGCUAAAGUUUUGGGAUCGUUGGCUGAAGAACAAUUGCAGAUUCUAAAGAAAGUAAUACAAGAUGAAGUAAGUGCCGAGAACUCCAAAAUAACUGAGCUCACUCAAGAAGAAGCAGAAGAAGAAGAAGGGGAUAAGAUAAAGGAAAGCAAGGGCGAAACAGAUAUAACUCAAAAGCCAAACGAAUCAUCUAUAAAGGUGUUGAAAACUGGCCAAGUGGUGUCUGGUGUAUUGGUAUCCAAGGAUUUCAACUUGAAUCUUUUGCAGUUGCAGGAUUUGCAUGAAUUUACUCAAUUGUCUACAUCAAUAGUUAAAUCAAAGAUGCAUUUGAAAAUAAAUGCUGAUAUAUCGUUGAUGGUUUGGCAUCUUGAACAAAUGUUUGGCUACAUUAAUGUUAUUAAUGACGACGAAGAAGAGUGGGAAUGUGUGAUAAUGGAUGUGGUAGACAUUUUCAUUGACAGAUCAAAGGGGCCGGGAUUGUUUAUUACAGUGGAAUGGAUUAAUGACAACCUUAUGGCUGAUUCUUUAGCUGAUAGUGUUAUUGCUAUUUUGUACUCGAUAGAUUCGUCACCAGCAUCUGUUAAGUUAUCGAGCCAGAAUCAUACUCAUGGUGAUAACCAUAUAGUCAAAAAGGAAGAUUCCAUGGAAAUUGAUAGACCAGUUGAAGCACAUGCGAAGAGUGAUGUUCAAAGUAGAAUUGAAAGAAUCGCCUUACUAUUAAAAGCUCAAUUUGGCGAUUCCCUAAAAGAAUUACCGGAAGAAAAAGCUGUUAUUCAAAUUGGGAAAACGGUUGCUAAUGUGGACUACAAGCGUUUAGAGGUUGAAUGUUCAUCAAAAGUGUUAAAGGAUCGUGUGGAAAAUGUCAUCAAAAGAGGUUGUCAAUUAACCGCCCCAUUAAGUCAGAAUUCGAAAUUUACGUAG